Messenger RNA from Glycine soja, 414 nucleotides. RefSeq lists its product as uncharacterized. The record is from RefSeq and is a predicted model, not a curated record. The coding region runs from base 1 to 414 and encodes 137 amino acids. The transcript has 2 exons. Lineage: Eukaryota; Viridiplantae; Streptophyta; Magnoliopsida; Fabales; Fabaceae.
AUGGAUCGAAGUUGGAUGAAUGAAAGUCACAUGAGCCCAGAAUAUGAGGAUGGCGUCGAACAGUUCUUGCAAUUUGCUUCAGAAAGAGGUCGACCGAAUGAAGAAGGAAAAUAUUAUUGUCCUUGCAUCAACUGUUUGAAUGGAAGACGACAAUUACUCAAUGACAUACGAGACCAUCUAUUGUGUGAUGGGAUUAAGAAGAAUUACACAACAUGGAUAUGGCAUGGUGAAGUGACAGACAUGCAGAGUGGGUCCCAAUCUGAACCGUUUGAUGUAGAAAUGAGAGAUCGGUUAGAGGACAUGAUCCGUGACCUUGGACAGGAGUCUUUCAAGCAAGCACACGCCCCUGUGUAUGAAGGAUUGCAGAGUGAUUCUAAGAAGCCUUUGUAUGCAGGCUGCAAGAAUUCCUCAUGA